Molecule: messenger RNA, 918 nt
Organism: Miscanthus lutarioriparius
Lineage: Eukaryota; Viridiplantae; Streptophyta; Magnoliopsida; Poales; Poaceae
Source: the annotation of a GenBank genome assembly
AUGGUGGUGACGGCAGCCGGCGCCGCGGAGGGGGCGGUGCGGCGGUGGGUCGAUGCCGCCGGCGGGCGCCUGGUCCUGGACGGCGGGCUGGCCACGGAGCUCGAGGCCAACGGCGUCGACCUCAACGACCCGCUCUGGAGCGCCAAGUGCCUCCUCUCCUCCUCGCACCUCAUCCGCAAGGCAAGCCACCCCCCGAACCCCAAAAACCCCACUCUUGGUGUCCAUAUGGACUAUCUGGAAGCUGGUUUAAACAUUCUAAUCACGGCAUCGUAUCAGCAUCCUAUUCUGGUUGCAGCAUCUAUAGGGAGUUAUGGGGCUUAUCUUGCUGAUGGCUCUGAGUACAGUGGGGAUUAUGGUGAAGCUGGUACAAAAGAGUUCCUGAAAGAUUUUCAUCGGUGGAGGCUUCAGGUUCUUGCUGAAGCAGGCCCUGAUUUGAUUGCUUUUGAAACGAUCCCCAACAAACUGGAAGCUCAGGCAUGUGUUGAACUCCUUGAGGAAUGUAACAUCAAUAUCCCUGCAUGGCUUUCCUUCAACUCAAAAGAUGGAGUGCAUAUUGUGAGUGGUGACUCGUUAAUUGAAUGCGCUACUAUUGCUGACAAGUGUGCAAAGGUUGGUGCGGUCGGGAUAAAUUGCACACCUCCAAGAUUUAUUCAUGGACUGAUACUCUCGAUUAGAAAGGUCACGGACAAGCCUAUUCUGAUAUAUCCCAACAGUGGUGAAAGAUAUGAUGGUGAAAAAAAGGAGUGGGUGGAAUCCACUGGUGUAUCAGAUGGUGAUUUUGUUUCUUAUGUAAAUGAAUGGUGCAAAGAUGGGGCUUCGCCUAUUGGGGGCUGCUGCAGGACAACUCCAAACACUAUCAGGGCCAUACAAAGAACUCUAAACCAAGGCUUCAACGAGCAGCACUUACCUGUAGCAUAG